Molecule: messenger RNA, 1849 nt
Organism: Oryzias latipes (Japanese medaka)
Lineage: Eukaryota; Metazoa; Chordata; Actinopteri; Beloniformes; Adrianichthyidae
Gene: rab9a
Product: RAB9A, member RAS oncogene family
Biological process (GO): retrograde transport, endosome to Golgi; Rab protein signal transduction
Cellular component (GO): late endosome; lysosome; phagocytic vesicle
Molecular function (GO): GTPase activity; GTP binding
Source: RefSeq, a predicted model, not a curated record
GUUAGCUAGUUGUUAGCAGCUAGUUGCUUUAGCAUAGGAGUUCAACAGGAAACGCUGGAAGCUGACGCUACAACAAGCUGUCAGUCGAUGCAUCCGCAUUGUUUUAUUGGUUGUUUAUUAUUCAGACCCGACUCGACAGCAACUCGAUCCGAACAAUAAGGCUAACUGUUUGUGCUGUCGAAGCUGGAGAACGGUUCUCCUAAAUCAACUUUUAACAAAUUAGCAUGUGACUUACUUUGGACUGGGGCUCACAGCACAUGAUCUGGACAAGUGAGGGAAGUCGAAAUCAAUCCGGGUUGCUUUACUUCAGGAGUGGUGAAAAGCUUUGAAGAAGAGCCAUGACAACAAAAACCUCCUUGUUAAAAGUCAUCUUGCUGGGUGAUGGGGGUGUGGGAAAGAGCUCCAUAAUGAAUCGCUACGUCACCAACAAAUUUGAUGCCCAUCUUUUCCACACCAUCGGCGUCGAGUUCCUAAACAAAGACCUCGAGGUAGACAGCCGCCAGGUUACCCUGCAGAUCUGGGACACUGCGGGUCAGGAGCGCUUCCGCAGCCUGAGGACUCCUUUCUAUCGUGGCUCUGAUUGUUGCCUACUCACCUUCAGUGUGGACGAUCACCAGAGUUUUCUCAACUUGGGCAACUGGAAGAAAGAGUUCAUUUAUUAUGCUGAUGUCAAAGAGCCAGAAAAGUUCCCGUUCGUCGUCUUGGGCAACAAGGUGGAUGUGACGGAGCGGCAGGUCUCGACUGAGGAGGCCCGGCAGUGGUGCCAGGAGAAUGGUGAUUAUCCUUAUUACGAGACCAGUGCCAAAGAUGCCACCAAUGUAGCAGUAGCCUUUGAAGAAGCAGUGCGCAGAGUGCUGGCAGCGGAAGAAAGAACAGUUCACCUCAUCCCUACGGACACAGUGAAGCUCCACCGAAAGCCCCGCUCUGCUGCUGCUUGCUGUUAAAGGAGCCACCAUUUCAAAAUCCGUGAGAAGGAAGGAAAACAUUGGCGUUCAUUGCUGUAUCUUACUCAAACAAGGCUACUGACACUUUUUGAUAAGCUAAAGGCAAAGACUUCUGCUGAAACUUUCGAAAAGAAACACUAAAUCCAUACAUGUUCUUUUCACACAUAACCUCAAAGCACUGAUGCAUGACUUCGGCUCUGCCACAGUCCCAAAGGCAAGCUUUACUAGAAUAGGUGUUGAGAUUGUUUGCUAAAUCAAGAAAAAAAUGUGUAUAUCCGUAAAUUAAGUAUUCUUAAAUGGAUUUUUCCUUAUAAAAAAAAUGACUUGCUUCUCAAAUCUGUUUAGACGGGUACUGUGAUGAACCUGCGUCUAUUAUAGGGAUCCUGAACUUGGUUUAUGGUGGUUUCAUCACAAAUAUUUAUAUUUAAAAUAUACCUGCACAUAAAAAUCUCUAAACAUUGGAGUUAUGAAAUAGCUGUUGCACUGCUUUUUAUGACUAAUAAACGAAAGCUCAAUAUUUAAAAAACGAAGACUUGCUGUUAGUGCAUCAGAACAUUUGCUGUUGGAAGUUGAGAAUGUUCUGUAAAUGAAGCAAACAUCAGCUUAAAUAGAUUGCAUUUUGUUUUGAAAAACAUGAAUAUUUUUUAAGUUGCUUUUAACGUUAAAAAGUAACCAUUGGCAACCGCAGAAUGAAUUUACUGAAAUCAAGUGGUGGUUAUGAUUAUUGCUGUGUUCCUCAUCUGAACUCGAUUAAGCACUCUUAACUCUGUUUUAUGGCUUAAAGUCUUUGUCUGAAACAGAAGAUUAAACAUGAACUAGUCUAUUGGUUUAAAUGUUUCUUGUUCAAAUUAAGAUUCAGUUUUACUAGUAUAUGCUGAAUGAUCAAUAAACACCCUUGAAAGUGU